This is a messenger RNA of Auxenochlorella protothecoides, 279 nucleotides long. RefSeq lists its product as hypothetical. NCBI's taxonomy places the organism in Eukaryota, Viridiplantae, Chlorophyta, Trebouxiophyceae, Chlorellales, Chlorellaceae. The transcript has a single exon. The coding region runs from base 1 to 279 and encodes 92 amino acids. The record is from RefSeq and is a predicted model, not a curated record.
AUGCAGACUGUGUGUCUGACCCUAGGCAGAUGCUCGACAAUCCCCUUGCCGCCUGGCUGCCCCUUCCCCGCAGCCCAGGCGGGCUCUUCGUCCCCAUGUUGCCCCCCGCCGGAUCCCCUGACUAGCUGGAUUUCACACCUUCCCCUCCAUCACCCUCGAGCGCCCAGCCCGGGCAUCUUCCUGUGCCUCGCUAUUAGAGGUCUCCUCACCUCCCCUGUUUCCCUGCCCUUCUCCCCCAAGCCCGUGCCACUCCACCCCACCACAACCAGUUGCGCAUAG